This is a messenger RNA of Lymnaea stagnalis (great pond snail), 14439 nucleotides long. The record is from the annotation of a GenBank genome assembly. NCBI's taxonomy places the organism in Eukaryota, Metazoa, Mollusca, Gastropoda, Lymnaeidae.
GAAACAUGCGAGAUGUCCGCUAAAAUGGCGUCAGUCUUGUAACUGGCUGUAAACAAACAUAUACAGCAUAAUAAAUAUUACUUUGAUAUUAUGACUUAAUGACCUGGUGAGAUAUUUUUUAAACAUCAGAAAAAGGUAUAAAUAUUUUAAAAUAUAUUUUAAUAAAAAAUUAGGGCUAUUAAAAUUACUGUUUUCAUUCUACUUAGAAAUCUUUGAUCUGAUGACUCAAUAAAAAAAUUCAAUAAUAAUGUCAAUAUUUGUUUGUUUUAGUUGUGACUUGCGAUCAAUCAUGACAAUCGAUCAUUUAAAAUUUACAUUUGACAUUCAGAGUCAUCUUAUGCUAUGAUUGUGGUUAUAGUGAUUCUUUUUUCUAUUUCGUAAAAUGAAACCUUAGGCAGGCUUACAGGACUGGACUUGGUUUAAAUUUAAAACUACUUAAAAUUAAUUUGCAUUUUAGGUAACAGUAAAUGUGCAGUUAUUGGCAUGGGUUUUGCAAAGAGUUGUCUCACCCCACGUGCAGUGAGGUCACUGCACUUGGAGAAACCCAAUACUAGACUUAGGAUGACUGAACCAAUAGUUGGACCUGAACGAUCAGAAUGAUAACUUUCCCAUUCUUCAAUGAGCAUUAUUUACGUCAAAAACAUAAAGUGAUGAUAGUCGAUAGAUACAGAUACAGUUGGUAUGAAAUAAAUUAAAAUAAAAUUUUCCCUUCACCGAAGGUUUUUUUGAAAAUUCAACUUACAAAGUUCAAAAGAAAUAAAAUAAGAACCUUAUCCUUCCUGAAAACCCAAGAUGAACACCAGAAAAAAAGUCGUUAAAAGUAAAAGUUUUGUAUUUUUAUUUGUUGAACAAUGUGAAUGACUGGAAAUGUGAGUCAACCAGUGUCGACCUGUCGAUACUUCCAUUUUAAUAGACAAUUUAUUUAUUUAAAUUUUUGGGUAAUAUUCAGGUAGGUUAAGAGGUAAUAUAUAUAUCUAUAUAUUAGUUUAAGUUUCGAUGUCAUUAUAGGGUAAAUUUAGGAGGUUUUUUUUGGUAAUUUGACUAAUUUUGAACUUGUGUUGUUUUUUUCCAACCCAUAUUUUCACUAAUAAACUAAUUUGUUUUCCUUAAAAAAAAAAUGGAAAUUUCAUUAAUAAUUGACAAUUUUUAAAAUAUAAAAUAUUUGCGCAGUGAGUUAGUCUAUAUCAUUAUUCUUAACAUAAAAAAAAUGUUAAUUUUUUAUUAUUUUGAAUGACUCUUUUAUUCCACCCAUUAUCUCUCACCAGAAAUCUUAUUUUAUAUCUUCUAACUAUUCUGACUUGAGUGUAAAGAGCAAGAAAAAUAAUUAACUUAUUAUUUGACAGCAUUUUGUUAGUGAACCAUGCAUAAAUGUAGCUUACUUGCAAUAAAAGUUAAAUGUCAUAUCAAAAUAACCAAUGUUAAGCAAUUUUUAAUUGCUUCCAUUUGAUCAAAUAAAAUAUUAUUUUGCUGUUCUUUAUGAUCAUUGCAACAACUGUCUAUUAAUGAUUUUUUUUUUAUUCUUCCAAAUCAAAUUAAGGAAUUUUAGCAUUAUUUUGUCUUCUAAUGUCUUAUACCAACUGAAAUAAUGUCCACAUCAUCUGCCAAGGGUUGGUCUUAUCUUCAAGAAAAACAAGGUAAGUUCAAUAUAACUGGAGAAGGGUGAUUUGGUUUCUAAUAGUUUAGGUUAAAUACAAAGUAUAAUAUUUUUAAAAUCCAGCUUUUUGGGAGGGGGUGGUGCACCAAAGACUGUAAUGAAACAUUUCUUGAUAUUAGAAAGCAUUUAAAAGCAGGUCAUAUUAAAUUAAAAGUUGAGUAAAUUACAGAGCAAUUUUGUUUGUAAUGUAGAGCACUCUGGAAUUUCAACCCUCUUCCCCUCCUCAAGUUGUUUGUGUUUUAUGCUUCUUCAAAACUGUAUGUGUCUUUGCCUCCCCCCCCCCUCCCCAUGGGUACCCCUACUUUUAUGCAUAUAUUUUUAAUAAGUCCUAAAUAUCAACAAUUUUUUUCCUCCAGAUCAAGCAUAUUCAUUUUGUAUCAUUAAGUGUUUUUUGGAUUCUCUCACUUUAGAAAUUAAACCAGCCACUUUGAUUCCAUCCUCAAUACAAAACUCAGCUCUGACACUGAAAAUCUUUCUUUUUUCAAAUAUUUAAACAAAACCUUUCAUCAAGAUUCAUGAAUUCCUCAAAUUAAAAAUUUAGCAUGUUUAUAAUCAUAAGAAAUACUAAUUGAACAGCAAGACUUUGUUAUGAACCGGGAACUGCCAAAUUCGAUAUCUUUUUUGUUGAGGGUUACUUUUUUGUCGAGGGUUACAAUAAUUUUAAACAAACCCAUUGAUUCAUAUAAGAAACGUCUCUUUAUUGAAUAUAUAAACUGCUCAUGACAUCCAACCCUUCAGCACGGCUAUCGUUCCAUAACACCAACUCGCACAUUAUUUCCCUUACCCAAAUAAAUCACACAAUAUGUACAUAUUUACAGCUACCCCAUAUAUUCUUUACACAAAACAUAUUUUCCAUACCAAACAUUCACGUCCAUAAAUAAAGUUCACAGUAAACUUAUCUCAUUUCCUUUUCUAAAUCAUUUAUGUUGUCGUUUGAACAUAACAAGAGAUGGCUGAUCAAACUAUUUUCAUUUAUCUUCUAGGAUUCUCUUGGGAUCAGUAUCUGAAAGAUAAUGAGGCUAAAGCAGCCCCGACCACAUGUUUUAAACAGGUUUGAAAUAUGUUAUUUUAAUUUCCUUAAAGGAUUUUUACAUCAUUGAGUAUACAUUUUUUCAUUCUCUAAUGAUGACAAACAUAUUCGAACCUGAUUGUGGGUAAACCCAUUUGAUCAGCAUGGAGAUACUCAAUAUUCCAUUACUCAUUAGUUUAAGUCUGAAGAGUGUGAAAGCUGUAAAUAAUGCAAUUUGGUUUUAUAAAAUUUAACCAAGAAGUCCCAUUUUUGUCUCUCCAUUAAAAAACGUAUAAUCUUAUUCAGGCUUCCACACCUCCCUCCAAUGAAUUUAGCAAAUCAAUGAAAUUAGAGGCUAAUGAUCCACGAAAUAAUACAUCCAGCUGCAUAGCCACGGUCAUAGAUAUGCAAGGACCACGACUCCGUCUGCGAUUGGAUGGCAGUGAUGACAAAAAUGACUUUUGGCGCUUGGUUGAUUCUGGAGAUUUGCAUCCAGUUGGCUAUUGUGAGCAGCACAAAGGACUUCUACAACCACCUUUAGGUAUACAAUUCUUAUCACUGAAUCAAUUGAGCAAAACAUUUGUAAAGUUGAAUUAAUUUUUCACAGAAUCCAUUGAGGAUAAUGUAAAUAAAGUUUCAUUUUUACUGUUAUAAAAAUAAUUAUUGAUUUCAGGUUUUCGUAUGAACUCAUCCAGCUGGCCAGGUUUUCUUCAAAGAACUUUAAAUGGUGCACAGCUUGCUCCAGAACAUUGCUUUAAGAAAGUGGGUUUCAUUUAAACACAGAUUCUAGCUUUUAUAUGUCUACUUCUAGAAAAACUAAAAUUUUAUAAUUUUUAAAAAAUCAGUUCAGUUAAUAUUUUGUAAUAUUGUAUUAAAUAUUUCAAGAGCAUGUUUUUUUGGUAGAAGGCAUGAAUGGUAUUUUUUUUUAAAAUAAAUAAAACUGUCUGUAAAUACACAGGAGCCACCUACUCCAUUGCGUAACAAUUUUCAAGUUGGGCAGAAGCUGGAGGCAGUAGAUCGCAAAAAUCCCGCCCUCAUUUGUCCUGCAACUAUUGGUGCCGUCAAUGAUGACCAGAUACAUGUCACUUUUGAUGGUUGGCGAGGUGCUUUUGAUUACUGGUGUCGUUAUGAUUCAAGAGACAUAUUCCCUGUAGGGUGGUGUGAGAGCAGUGGUCAUCCACUCCAAAGUCCGGGUGUUAAAGGUUUGUCAGGCUUUCUGUUUAUCUGGUCAAACUGAUUUAAAUCACUUCAUUAACGUUACAAGCUAUGCAUAAGAUUCUAUGAAGCAAUUUUGAUUUAUUUUCGAUACACCAUAACAUGAGUUGUGUAACUUAGUUAAAUACUGAAUUAUGUGGUAUAGUUAUGUGCUUUGGUGCUUCACUACAUUAAGUCAUGUGCUUGACCACAAUUAAGGUCAUGUGGUUCUCUCCAUUAAGUCAUGUGCUUUACUACAUUAAGUCAUGUGUUUCACUACAUUAAGUCGUGUGUUUCAGUACAUUAAGUCAUGGGCUUCACUGCAUUAAGUCUGAUACAAAUCAUAUUAAAUUAACUAAUUUAGUGAAUUCUUUUUCUUAAAACUCUUGUGUCAUACAGCAAAGACCCUCAAAAUGUCUCGAGACAAUGAGCUCAGUGUCAAUGUAGGAAGUGGAUACAGUGGAAGCCCAUCAGUCAGUCCACCAAACUCACAAGCCAGCCCUCUGACUCCCAGCUCGGGUGAUCUCAGCCGAAUGUCUCCACAUGAGAGCACCGUGACCAGCUCGGAACCUGACACAACUGGCGGCGCUGACUCGGAUAAAGGUUUGCUAUAAAAGCAUCUUUUAUGGAGAGGCGUUAAAUGUUAUCUAUUUUAAGGCUUGGUUUGAAAUGAACUGAAAUUGGAUUCUCAAGGAUAAAUCUGAUUAUCCUUGAUUAAUAUGAUGGCCUAUCGUGAGUUACAGCUUGUAUACGUAUUCAUUUAGGUGGUAAUUUGAAAUUUUUUGAUUGACUUAAUUUUUUAAAAUGUUUAAACAUAAAACUAAUCAAAUUGACUGUUGUGGAAAAAAAAAUGAUCAUUUGUUUUAAGUCUUAAAAUUAAAAGUAGGUUGCUAGAGUUCUUAAAAUAAGGAGUAGAUUACUAGAGUUCUUAAAAUAAAGAGCAGGUUGCUAGAGUUCUUCUUUGGUUACUUUUUAUGUAAUUAAAAAUUGUUAACAGAUUAGCUAGAGCAACAGUUGUUAUUAUGUUUACUCUAUUGAGACAUACUUUAUUCUUGUCCAGUAUGUGUUUAUGUAAAUGCCCACUGCAACUGUGGCAGUCUUCUGUCACCUCGGAGAAUAAACGAACACAUGCCCAGCCAGUUUGGUCCAGGGUUCAUUAGCAGGGUACUGAGAGACCUGGUGGAUGCCUGCAUUGAAUGUGCAGUGCAGCAGAUACAAGUUUUUGAUCUCCUCAAGAUGGCAGCACAGGGCACAGGCAAAAUCACUGUUACAGGUAGAUGCCGGUUAUCAUGGGAGUAUAUUUGUGUAUUUCUCUUAAGUAUUGCUCAAUCCUCAUGUUUAAGUUUCCUUAUGUUGAAUUAGUUAAUCCUCAUGUUGAAUUAGUUCAUCCUCAUGUUGAAUUAGUUCAUCCUCCUCAUGUUGAAUUGUUCAUCCUCCUCAUGUUGAAUUGUUCAUCCUCAUCAAAGUUUAAUUAGUUCAUCCUCAUUUUGAAUUAGUUCAUUGAAUUAGUUCAUCCUCCUCAAAGUUGAAUUAGUUCAUCCUCCUCAAAGUUGAAUUAGUUCACCCUCCUCUAAGUUGAAUUAGUUCAUCCACCUCAUGUUGAAGUAUUAUUUCCCUAUGUUGAAGGUUGCUGAUUGUCUUUAGAUUGAGAGAGGAUUCACUGACAAAAUAUUAACAAAUUGAAUAAAGGGUUCAAUGAUCACUAAGCUUAGGUUAAAUCUUUGAUUAAUGAGUUAGUGAUUGGGGCACUAAUAUAAAUAGCUGUGCCUGGGUUAAAUCUUUGAUUAGUAUGGUUGUGAUUGGGUCACUAAUAUAAAUGAUCAAUAUACCUAGGUUAAAUAUUUGAUAAGUAUGAUGGUCAUUGGAUCACUAGUCUAAACUAGAGCAUGGCAAAAGCUGAAGGUGAAUGGUAUUGUCUUAGAGAUGACCCAAUCUCAAGUUCAGGAGAGAAAAUAUUCAAAGCUUUUCUCCAGACAAUGCCGUCCAAUCGGGAAUUAAUGAAGAUAAAUUAACAUUUUUUUGUCAACAAAACUAACAUCCUUCCUGUCUUUUUGUCUUGCAAGACUCACUAAACGCAAUACAAUGGCAUCAAAAACAUCUCUCAUAAUUCUCACUCUACAUAUUAAAUAAAAGUUCUUUGUCGAAGUAAUUCAAUAAUUUUAAGUUUGAAUGAAGAAUAAUAUUGUAUUCGAACUUCUUACAUGUCCUCCUCUUAGCUACAGACAACAGCAAAACGGUGACAAAAAGAAUUGUGUCGUAUGACAAGGCGUCGGAGUUCAUCCAGUUCUUGGAAGGAUUCAGGGAAAGUCUCGGCUGUUGUGAAAAUUUCCUGACAACAAAUUCACUUGUGCGACAGUGUAACAGAUGCAGCAACAGCAGGUCAAGGACGACCGGGAAACGACAAGGCAAGAUUAAGGGUUUAACUUUCUUAACACUUACUAAAUUAUAUGAUACAGGUGUAAACCCACACUGGACUAGUGAUACAGGUGUAAACCCACUGUUACGCACUGACUUGUAUUGGGAGAAAUUAAUCUCCUAUUUGAAUUUUUAUUUGGCUCGUUGUAAACAGUGCCUAACAAAGGUCGAUACCAUAGAGUCAACAAUAUUAAAGAUACGACCCAAAACAGUUUCUAGUUACAAUUAAUUAAGAUUUAUUAUGACUUAAGAUAAUUACAAAAGUAAAGAAAAAUAUAAUUACAAAUCUUCAACUUACAGUAUGGUAGAUCUUAUACCGGUACACAGUUAACACAGUUAGAAUAAUGUGCCAAUAAAUAAUGCGAAAUAAACACAUAUGAGCAUACAAAUACACAAAGAAUAAAACACGCCUCGUAAUGUUAAGAAAAUUUAUCUGAAAAUCUGCCUCCUCGUCCGUGCCUGUCAAUCCCUUAUAUAGGUGGGUCUACCGACGCCUAAGCCCUGCCUUCGAGCAGCUACACAGCAUUUCUAGAAAAAUCCCAUUUAUUCUACAAAAUACUAUUUGGAACAGAUUAAUUAUUUUUAGUGGUUGGCGGUGUAAACAAGAAUACUUCAAAGGCCUAAGCCACACCCCUUUGUGAACACAGCGUCUCAUGCGGGGUCAAUCAGAGGGCACGCACGAGAAAUAUUAUGUAAACAGGCUCUCUAUAACACCCACACUGGACUAGUGAUACAGGUGUAAACCCACACUGGACUAGUGAUACAGGUGUAAACCCACACUGGACUAGUGAUACAGGUGUAAACCCACACUGGACUAGUGAUACAGGUGUAAACCCACAUUGGACUAGUGAUACAGGUGUAAACCCACACUGGACUAGUGAUACAGGUGUAAUCCCACAUUGGACUAGUCAUACAGGUGUAAACCCACAUUGGACUAGUAAUACAGGUGUAAUCCCACAUUGGACUAGUCAUACAGGUGUAAACCCACAUUGGACUAGUGAUACAGGCAUAAACCCACAUUGGACUAGUGAUACAGGCAUAAACCCACAUUGGACUAGUAAUACAGGUGUAAUCCCACAUUGGACUAGUAAUACAGGCAUAAACCCACAUUGGACUAGUGAUACAGGUGUAAACCCACAUUGGACUAGUGAUACAUGAGUAAACCUACACUGGACUAGUGAUACAGGUGUAAACCCACAUUGGACUAGUGAUACAGGUGUAAACCCACAUUGGACUAGUGCUACAGGUGUAAACCCACAUUGGACUAGUGCUACAGAUGUAAACCUACACCAGCCUAAUGAUACAGCCGUUACUCACAGUGGCCUAGUGAUAAAAGUCUUUAUGAGAUGGAACACUGAUUUGUAAAGGUUUUAAAUAUUGAUUGGCCUCCCUUUGGUCUCACUACUUUCACAGUUUCAGUUUAAAGUCUUGCAUUUGUUAUUAGCUGCCCAUUGUUGUAUUUAUUUUAUUUUAGAUUAAAUGGAAAGAAGGAAAUAUAGGUUCUAGCUUUGGAAUAAGUAAUUCAUCUCUGAAAUGAAAUGAGCAUAACCUUUUCCAUUUAAAGUUUUUUAACAAAUCUAUGAAAGAUAUUUUAAUGUGAACUUAUUUUUGGCUAUUAUGCUUUGGCUCGUGGCUCUGAAAGAUAUUUUAAUUUGACCCUAUUUUUGGCUAUUAUGUGUUGGCUCGUGGCUAUGAAAGACAUUUUAAUGUGACCCUAUUUUUGGCUAUUAUGUGUUGGCUCGUGGCAAUGAAAGAUAUUUUAAUGUGACCCUAUUUUUGGCUAUUAUGUGUAGGCUCUUGGCUGGCUGACUCAGAGGAAGACAGCUACCAUCCUCCUAAGUCUGUGAGAAGACGCUGGUCUACAGAAUCUUCAGAAAGUUCCAGAGGAGGGAGCAAAGUGUCUAAAAGUAACAUGAUCAAACAUCACUCCAACUUUGAAGCUGGUAAGAAAAUAAGGAAUAAUUCCAAUGUAAAGGGACUGCAUUCUUGAGGCAUUUUCUGUGUAUUGUGCACCUUAAAAAUAUUAUUUUUAAAAUUAACUAGAACAGGGUUCCCACGCAGUCGGGAAAACAGGAAAUGGUCGGGAAUUCAUUGAAUAAGUUUCCUGGUCGUGAAAACCUGGAACAUGAGACUUCUAGUAAGGACAUUUUCUGGCUAGUCUGGAAUUUUUAAAUCGUAAAAAAAUAAUAAUAAGUUUGGAUUUCAUGAAAAUCGGCGUUGAUCGCAGAUCUGGUCUAUUUUUAGCCUUUAAAAUGGACUUUGCCAAAAUGCCAGUGGUUUCCCCUUAACUGCGCAUGCGUUGUGAUCGAAACUUUUAUUCACACCGUACUACUUUGAUAGACCAGUAAUAUUUAUUUUCUGUUCAGUUUGUCAAUCAAGAGAUGUUUGGGUAAGUAAAGUGCAAAAUAUAAAUAAUCACUAUUUGAAUCUAGUUUUAAUUGUGAGGUAGCCAUUAUAAAUAGAAAACCACUCGCGUGGUCUAGAAUGUAUAAGCUUAGUGUACUUCGUUAUUUCUUAGUAAGUCUUAGUCUUAAAAAGUUAAAGGAGUUGAUCUUUAGCGGUUUUACAGUAUCUAGGCGUAAAUUAAAAAUAUCACCGCUAUGGCUAAUUCGAAUUAGCAAUUCAAUAAUAGUAGUUACUAUCCUAGUGUCUCAUUUGUAUUUACUUAGUUUACAUGUUUUAAUAACUGUAAAGCGCUUAGAGCUUUAUGAUAAGCGCUAUAUAAAAAUGCCUAAAUAAAUAAAUAAAUAAAUAAUAGAAGCUUUUAGCUUUUUAAUAAUUUUAAUAUUAAUAAUAAUAAUAAUAGUGGUAGUUCUUCCCCAUGACCAAAGUGGAGGAAUUAGAUUUUUAAAUGCAGGCCUUCAUAUCUACAACAAAAACACUGCAGUGGUUUUUUUUUAUUAGAGUUAGGCCUUCUAAAUUUAAAUAGUGAUUUUGUGAUAGUAUUUUUCGUAGUGUAGUUUACUAGUUUAAGUUUACUUUACGGCUGACUUCGGAACUUCAUUUAAAAGUUAUUACAACUAGUUGAUUUGAUACACCCAUUCAGUGAGCCUGACAUAAUUGUAUAUCGUUAGUCUUUAUUUAUAGUUAGGCACUCCUGUGCUCUGGGUAUACUUUUUACUUGACAGUAUUAUUAUAAUUAUAUUUGCAUCAACACAGUGGCGUGUACGCAAGGGUUGUUUAGUUUUUUUUCCUUGAUCCUGAGACUAUGUGAUACGCCUAUCUUAGUAUCUCUUCUGAUUGUGUAUUACCGUACCGGUAGUUUAGCAUGAUUAUAAUAUAGUCUAUAUGAUGUUUGCAUUACUACAAAUUAUAAACCUUAUAUGAAAACAUAUUUUAUUUUGUAUCUCUGUUCAGGAUCUAGGCCCAAUAAAAUAAUGCCCAACAGUUCCUUUAAAGACUGAUGGUCAGACAGCAAUCAUGAUAAUGAUUAAACAAGUCAUCACUGCUACACUAUGCGAGAAAUAUUGAUAUCAAGUAUUCUAGGGGAAAUGUUUAAAAUUGUCAAUAAUCUGAUGAGACUUCAUCUGUCUAGUUCACCUUCAGCUUUAUCACCUAUAUUAGGUGUCCACUUCUGCAACUUCUCAGUCAAGCUCCCGAUUUAUGUGUCAAAACAUGAAACCCUGAGUGGAGAGAUUUUAUAGGCACUAAAGUGUGUUAACUCAAACUCUCCAUUUUCAGCACAAAAAGAAAACAUGACCUCCAUAUAAUAAAAAAUGCUUUCGACUUGUGGUGGCCAUACAUAUGUUCAUCACAAGAAGACAACAUGAACUCCAUAUAAUAAAAGAUGCUUUCAACUUGUGGUAGCAAUACAUAUGUUCUAAAAUGCCCUGAAAAACAAAUUGCAGUAGUUUCCCUUGCACUUCAACAUCAACAAUUUUUCAAGUCUAAGUAAAUUGAACACUUGCAAUUGCUAGGAGAUUUAAUAAAUAUUUACAUGUAUACACCUUAUUGCUUAAUUUAUUGUUUCAUUUGUGUUGUAUUUCAAUGUUGCUUAUUUUUUGACAAUUUCAUGGUUGUUUUUAUAUUAUCAGCAAAAACACUGCAUUGCAAAAGUCAGGAAUUUUGUUUGUUUUCAGUUGAGAAAAGUUGGGAAAAAGAAGGGAAUUUUGUUUUAAUAAAAAAAAAAAAAAAGAGUUGGAACCAUACUAGCAGCUUCUAAUUGGGUUAAAAGAGACAAGAUCAAGAAUUGAUCUGGAUGAAGAGUUUAAAGAUUAAUUUAUUUUUUCAUUUGUGUUUUAUUUCAAUGUUGCUUAUUUUUUGACAAUUUCAUGGUUUUUUUUAUAUUAUCAGCAAAAACACUGCAUUGCAAAAGUCAGGAAUUUUGUUUGUUUUCAGUUGAGAAAAGUUGGGAAAAAGAAGGGAAUUUUGUUUUAAUAAAAAAAAAAAAAAGAGUUGGAACCAUGCUAGCAGCUUCUAAUUGGGUUAAAAGAGACAAGAUCAAGAAUUGAUCUGGAUGAAGAGUUUAAAGGGUGGAUCCAAAGCAUGAUCAAUGUUUGAGGUCAGAUAUUGGAGUGAACUAGGAAGGAAAUCUGAGAAUGAGUUCUCACUGGAGAGGGAUUGUUUUUUCCCCACUGUUUAUUGCAUAUCUUUAUUUUUUUUGUUUCUAAAAUGACAAAUUGUUGUGUGUUUUCAGCCAGUUCAACUACUGGUGAAACUACCGUCCAACCCCCAGCUCUAGCAGCAUCAACACGACUGACAGAUCCUUCUGAGUGGAGUGUUGAGGAAGUCAUGGCUCACAUUAAAGAGACUGACAUUGGCCUCACUUCUUAUGUCGAACAUUUUAGGAAACAUGUAUGUUUUUCAAUUGGUCAGAAAUAGAUGGAAAACUUUGUUGGACGUAUGGUUUACACACUCUGCUAGGAAUCUUGGUUAUAUUCUUUCUAACAACAUGUCUCUCGAUAAACACAUAUCUCACAUUUGUCAUUCAGCAUACACCACUAUCCGUCAGAUCAGCUCCUCACAGUUAGCGCUACAAAAACUCUUAGUCUGUGCUCUUGUUCUCUCUCGUCUUGACUAUUGCAACUCUCUUCUGUCAGGUUCACCAAAACACUGCAUAGAAAAACUGCAGAAAGUUCAAAAUUCAGCUGCUAAGCUAGUUUUAAAGGCAAAAAAACGUGAUCACGUCACUCCACUACUCCAUUCCCUUCAUUGGCUACCUAUACAGGCACGCAUCGACUACAAGUUGUCUGUUCUCUGUCACAACUUUUUCUUGGAUUCCUGCCCUUCCUAUCUAACAGAACUUCUUUCUGUCUAUUCACCCCUUCGACAGCUUUGCUCCUCUGCAGACACGCAUAUUCUGUCCGUUCCCAAGACACACACUAAAACAUUUGGUGAACGAUCUUUCUCUUUCUGCGCCCCCAAACAAUGGAAUUCUUCGCCACUACACAUACGCAAUAUACCAACCACCUAGGCCUUCAAAACUGCACUCAACACAUAUCUUUUUAAAUUAUGCUACCCUGACUGAUUCCCCUCCUCUGACGGAUAAACGAUCUUGCUGGUUGCCGUCCAUGGUUUGCCUUGUAAAAGUUAUGUGGUGGGGUGGGUGAAUAUGCAUUGCUGUUCUUUAUUUCAUAAAGGUAUUUUAUUUUAUUUUCAUGAUUAUGUCUCUUUUGAUAAAAAAUUUUAUGUACAGUGCGGUGAGCCCAGCCCUAGGCUGGGGUACCGCGGUAUAUAAGACCUCUUAUUAUUAUUAUUAUUAUUAUUCUAUAUGUGGGAUAUUUCAAUUAUACAUAUAAAAGGCAAUCAAUCUGGCCCCCAGAGCCUGACGAGAACUUCAUACGAGCCGCCGUCAAAAAGAAGAUUGCCUACCCCUGGUGUAUAAAAUUUUUUUGUUGCUCUGACAUCAACUUCUAAUUUAUAAAUAUCUAAUUAUGUCAAACAACCAAGUUCUAUAAAUAUCUAAUUAUGUCAAACAACCAAGAGCUAUAAAUAUCUAAUUAUGUCAAGCAACCAUGUUCUAUAAAUAUCUAAUUAUGUCAAACAACCAAGUUCUAUGCAUAUCUAAUUAUGUCAAACAACCAAGAUCUAUAAAUAUCCAAUUAUGUCAAGCAAGCUUUGUCUCUCCUUUAAAUUAGACUAAUGCAAGGCACGUGUAUGUUUCAGGAAAUUGAUGGAAAAGCGUUCCUGCUGUUAAAGAGUGAAAUGAUGUUGAAGUACAUGGGACUCAAGCUUGGACCAGUUGUCAAACUGUGCAAUAUCAUUGACAAACUCAAAGCUCGCUGCAACAAAUGAGAUCAUCUUGACUCUACAGUUGAUCAUCGACAAAAGCGCACAUAUUAAUAGAUUUUUAAUUGUAUCAUAUAAUUAUCAAAUUUGGACCAAAGGGGUCCCUUUUGUUUUUCUUGAGACAUUUUCUUUUGAUCAAGCUUAAGUUUGGCAACACGUCUGUUUAGAAUCUGUGUAUAUUCAUCAGAUGAUUUUAGGAGUAACGGGUAUAGCAUCAUUUAUUGGGGGUCAUCUUUCUGUUGAGGAUGAAAUGCAAUAACUGUUACACUCUUCCCAAUCCACAAUUGCAUAAAGAUUUAGUGGAACCACCUCUUGCUUACUCUUUAUUUCAACUGUUUUGGGUUGUCGUCUGUUUAAUCAUUUUUAAAACGCUUUGAUAAAAUUGCUUUGCAAUAUUUUAGUCUUUUCUUUGGCAGAUGCAAAUAUUUUAUUUUCAACUGAAUGGCUUGCAUUUAUUUAUUGACUUUAGUUAUGAUCCAUUGAAUCCUAUUUGGUGCCUUGAACUGUUGCUGUAGUGAUGUGCGUAUGCUUGUCAACUAGAUAGAUUAAAGUAAAAUAGAAAUAGAUUUUGUUACCUUGUAACAGUAACAGUAUUAGAUUAUGCAAUUAAUUUGAAGAUUGUGGAAAAAAGAUUUUCUUUUAGUAACCCGGUAUUGAUGACCAAGGAUGCUGCAUUGAAAAGCUUUUAAAAUAUGUUGAACAUCAUUUUAGUUAACCUUUAGAAUUUAGAAAGUAUUGGCUACUACAUGUUUUGUGAUGUGUGUUAUGUCUGACUGCAUUAAACCUGAGUGAUUCUUUUGACUAGCCUGGGUGGCCGGUAUGAAGAAGAGCUGACUUAAGCUAUGCACUGUCAUCAUUGAUGACAUGGUGUGACGCUAGCCCACGCCUAGUACUAUGGCACUGUGUCAACCACUGCUGCACUUUGAUGUGCACUACAAGCACAGUAGAACAUUUGAUCUUGGGUGGGUUGGUAACAUUUUCAUUCCUGGACUCACCAACUUUUCUUUUGGUUGACAACGUGGGUGUCAUCACAGUUGUUCCCCCUGGGCCGAUCUACCCACAGUUGUUAACCCUGAGCCGUUCUAUCAGUCGUUUCAAAUUGCUAUGACUCAGAUUGCUGCUCUGUCCUGUUUGGGGUUUUAAAAAACAAAGCAAAAACUAUGGGUGCUGAAUGAUGACAGUAUCAAAGUUCUGGCUCUCAGUUUUAAAGCUUAUCACAGGUUCUUUCAAACUAAUAAACCCUUUUUCAUUUUUACCCAAUUUAUAAUAUUUUUUAAAAAGAGAUUUUACAAAAUUCCAAAGUUGAUCAGGCAUAAAAUGUAAAAACAUUUUUAGUUGAGAACUUUACAGUUUUAACUCCACUUUUAAGUAUGUGUCCUGUCUCAAGACCUGCUUGUAAUCUCACUGAUCUCUGUGUUCUUUCAUCAUUGGCACUGCACAUGACGCAAUCAAUUCUCAUUCAUAAACUCUGCGUGAGUUUAUUACUUUUUUUUUUUUAACCCAUUUUCCUCUAAUUUGUAAUCAAGACUUCGUUAACAUGUCUACAAUGGUGCUAAGGCCAGCAACGAAAUCAUUGUCCUUUUGGUCUGUUCCCUGGUUCUUGCAAUAGAUCAGACUGAAGGUUUAACAUUUGAUUGCAAGUAUCACAAGGAAAUAUCACCAGAGUUUCUAUUUUCUUUUAGUUGACUUGACAUAUCUUAAUUACUUAAUAAUUUAUUUUUGUUUAAAUCUCAUUAAUUUUAUUCAGAGAAGCUGCAAAACUCUUGAUCGUAGCAAUACAGAAAAUAUUUAAUGGACAAGUCAAUAGAUACUAAUGGAGGAAUUUUUGCUGGCAUCCGUCCGUCACAAUGUGACGAUGGAGUGGGCUUCGGAGGACAAAAUCCACAUGGCCUGGGAUUAUACUUCAAGGAUUAUAAGCUGGUUCCCAACAGCAAAUCGC